UCUCUCCCUAACAAAUGAUUAAGAAGUACCAACAUAGAGGUAUUGAAUGUUAUUAUCGCGCAUGAAGUUGUGUGUACUUUAUUCCAUGCUUGGCCUAAAAUAAUUCUUUUUUGUCAGCUUCUUUCACGUAUGCGGAAUUGCCCUUAGUCUAAAAUGGGGCGUGUAAUCAGAGCUCAAAGAAAAGGUGCGGGCUCCGUCUUCGUGGCCCAUACAAAGAAAAGGAAAGGGGCACCUAAACUUCGUUCACUUGAUUUCGCUGAGAGACACGGUUAUAUCAAAGGUGUUGUCAAGGAUAUUAUCCAUGACCCUGGUCGUGGAGCUCCCUUAGCUAUGGUUCACUUCCGUGAUCCAUACAAGUUCAAGACCAGAAAAGAAUUGUUCAUUGCACCUGAGGGUAUGUACACAGGACAGUUUGUGUACUGCGGUAAAAAAGCUAAUCUACAAAUAGGAAAUGUAAUGCCAGUUGGUGCUAUGCCAGAAGGAACCAUUGUAUGCAACUUAGAGGAGAAAACUGGUGACCGAGGUCGGCUAGCCCGUGCUUCUGGAAACUACGCUACUGUUAUUGCUCACAACCCGGACACUAAAAAGACUCGUGUCAAGCUUCCAUCUGGAGCUAAAAAGGUUAUGCCUUCUAACAAUCGUGCUAUGGUUGGUAUUGUGUCUGGUGGUGGACGUAUCGACAAACCUAUUUUGAAAGCUGGUAGAGCAUACCACAAAUACAAGGUUAAGAGGAACUGCUGGCCUAAGGUUCGUGGUGUUGCUAUGAACCCUGUUGAGCAUCCUCACGGAGGUGGUAACCAUCAACAUAUUGGUAAAGCAUCUACUGUUAAGAGAGGAACAUCUGCUGGUCGUAAGAUUGGUCUUAUUGCUGCAAGACGUACUGGUAGAAUACGUGGUGGAAAGACAGAUUCAAAGAAGGAUGAUUAGAUCAUGUGUGUACAUUUAUAAUGAAAAUAAAAUAAAAAAACGAA
This is a messenger RNA of Ctenocephalides felis (cat flea), 971 nucleotides long. RefSeq names its product 60S ribosomal protein L8 (gene RpL8). Gene Ontology annotation, biological process: cytoplasmic translation. Bases 154 to 927 code for a protein of 257 amino acids. The transcript has 4 exons. Lineage: Eukaryota; Metazoa; Arthropoda; Insecta; Siphonaptera; Pulicidae. The record is from RefSeq and is a predicted model, not a curated record. Gene Ontology annotation, molecular function: structural constituent of ribosome; RNA binding. Gene Ontology annotation, cellular component: cytosolic large ribosomal subunit; ribosome.